Ciona intestinalis (vase tunicate) is the source of this 2148-nucleotide messenger RNA. The record is from RefSeq and is a predicted model, not a curated record. Lineage: Eukaryota; Metazoa; Chordata; Ascidiacea; Phlebobranchia; Cionidae.
GUUUACACUACAGCGUAGCUCGCUUUAGUGUAUAAGGAGAAACCAUUACGCUUGCCUGCAUGUGCUAAACAACGCUAGGUGUAGAAACGUUUGUUAACAAAUACUACAACACAAGAAUAUAAAGUAUGGAUAUAGUAUUUUUGUAUUCUAUAUGUGUGAGCUCCUACAGUGAGGCAAGCCGUGAGACCUUGGAGUUUGGCCCAGGUGGGACUAUUACCCUAACGUUGUAUAUGCACACUUUAUUCUAUAUGGGUGAGGUCCUACAGUGAGGCAUGCUAUGGGGUCUGGAAUUUAAGUCAGAGCUGGCCCAUUACCUCAUGUGCAAAGUAUUUAACGGUUUUCUGUGUCUUUUUCCAGGUUGUUUUACAAAUCUAUAAUGAUAUAAGAUGUUAGGUGUUUUUAUAUUUCUGUCUAUGCUGAAACUUUCAAAGGCGUAUACAUGUCUUGGGGGAUGUAACUGCAGUACAGAUGUUGUAACAUCGGGAAUUGAAGUGUAUUGCCGCGGGAAAAACAUGCAUCGAAUCCCCGCGGAAGCGCUCGCCCGAGAGGCGUGGGGAUCGGUGGUGAUCGACUUUGGUUUAAACGAACUGAGCGCUCUGCCGGCUAACGCCUUCCGAGGGCAAACAAAGUUGAAAAGACUUAUUUUGGAUCAUAACGAUAUCGAAAAAGUUGACCCCGCGUGUUUUAACGCGACAGAUCGAGCAUGGGAACCAAGGAAAUCGCCAUUAGAGUACAUUAACAUGAGAGACAACCAUCUUCACUUCAUUCCCCCCUGUUUCGGUAAAACAGCGACCAGUGUUUCCGAAUUAACAAAUCUACGAACGCUUUACCUUGGAGGAAAUAAAUUAGGAAACACUCCUGAGAGCGACUCAUUAGUAGGCGUGCCGAACGUACAAGACUUGGACCUAUCGCGAAACCUGAUGCCGAAGCUACCCGAGCUUUUUCUAAAGAAACUUCCCAAGCUGUUAUAUCUCGAUAUUUCGAUAAACAAAAUCACAAAGUUACCGAGAAGUGUGCUCGGUAGAACGGUACAACUACUAACACUAAGUGCCAAUGGUAACAUGUUCCGGUCCAUCCCUCAAAAACUUCCAACUUCACUUAUAGAAAUACAGCUUGCCAACAACGCCAUUAAAAACCUAACCAGCCUAGACAUGGACGCUUUAUACGACCUUGAACACUUGGUGGUAUUGGAUCUAAGCGGUAACGGAAUUGAGUUCAUUUUCAAUGGAGUUUUCUCGCGGUUAGCGAACCUAAAAGUUUUGGAUCUUUCGCAAAAUUCUCUGGAUUCUGUUUCUGCUGCUACCUUUGACGGAUUAAGAAACUUAGAAGCUUUGUUCUUGCAAAAUAACCCGACACUGAACUAUAUACCAGCUACUACUUUUACUAAUCUGCCGAGACUAAAGUAUUUGUUCCUAUACGGGUGUGGGCUACGGUCCGUCUCAAUUCCAGAUACAGGCUUAAAUGUAAAGUACAUCUGGCUAUUUGGGAAUCCUUUAAAUUGCAAUUGCAGGCUCGUUUCUCUUGCUAUGUAUCUACAAACUUCUAAAGUAAUUUUAGACUCUGGGUUGGAAAAACUGGAAGUCGAUACUGGAAAUCCGCGAGGUGACGCUGCAGUGCGGGUCAAACUGAACUCAAUACGUGUGAAAAUAAUGCCCACAAUUUGCGUAAGUCCAACAAAUAGACAUAGAUCUGUGGUAGGAAUACCUGUAGCUAAAAUACCUGUAGGCUCGUUAACCUGCCCGGACGAGCCUGUUUAUAUUAUAGUGUCCGUUUUCUUGGGUAUAAUUUGCUUUGCUCUUUCUGUACCCGUCGUUUUCUGCCUAGUAGGGGCGUAUUUAUUAGUUCUCAAACUUGGUAAAACGAAAUUUGGUUGGAAACUGAACGACGAAGACGAAUGAAGAAAAAUUCAAACUGACCAAUGAAAAUCAAUGGCACUGUGACGUAUAAGAAGAGGUUAUGACGUCACGGAGGAGGGUUGUGAAACGGAUAAUAGCAUCUAUGACGUGCCUUGUUUAAAGAAAGUUUAAUUUUCUUUAGUUGGCGUAAUGGUGACGUCAGAAUGACGUAAUGACAUUUAAAAUAAAUAUUUAAACUGAACGAGGGUCGUAGUGUUUGGUUUUAAAGAGUUUUUGUUGCAUUGCAAAAUGA